Hyla sarda is the source of this 1664-nucleotide messenger RNA. RefSeq names its product store-operated calcium entry regulator STIMATE-like. Gene Ontology annotation, cellular component: membrane. Lineage: Eukaryota; Metazoa; Chordata; Amphibia; Anura; Hylidae. The transcript is spliced from 8 exons. Bases 1 to 705 code for a protein of 234 amino acids. The record is from RefSeq and is a predicted model, not a curated record.
AUGUCUGUUUACCUGGACUCUAGUAACUGGACUCUUAGUGCAGGUGGACUGCUGAUCCUUGCACAUCUGUUUACGUUAAAACGCUGGAGGGAACCUAAGGAAGAAAGGCGUCCAUGGAGAAUAUGGUUUUUUGACACCUCUAAACAAGCCAUUGGUGCUCUCUUCAUUCAUUUCACAAAUGUCUUUCUCUCGAAUCUGACCGAACAGGACCCUUGUUCCUUGUAUUUGAUGAAUUUUUUACUGGAUGCUACACUUGGAAUGUUUGUUAUAUGGCUGAAUGUAAAAUUUGUAUCGGCAAUUGUGGAGCGGAGGCAGUGUACUUUACUUGUAUUUGGUGAAUAUGGGGAACCUCCGCAGGCUGCAGCAUGGCUAGGCCAGUGUGGGCUGUAUCUCUUAAUAAUGAUUGUUGAAAAGACCGUAAUAAGCCUUGUUCUGCUCAUCCCAGGAUGGACAAAGCUUCAGGAAAUUCUGCUGGACUACAUUCCAGAUCCAAAGUUGGAGCUUGUCCUGGUUAUGCUGGUGGUGCCUUUUAUAGUCAAUGCUAUAAUGUUUUGGGUAGUGGACAGUUUAAUAAUGAGAAAAAGUAAAAGAUUGGGAGUGGAUAAUGGUCUAAAACACAGUGAAGAUGCCCAUGGUUUACCAUCAGUAGUUGAUGAAGAAACACAGGUUUUGCUCGGACCGUCACCUGUUCGUACAUAUUGCUAACAUGGCUGUUAUCAGUUCAAUUCUUUAUGGAACACUUUGCUGCUUGUGAACACUUUUGGGAUCAAUUCUCUGAUAUUAUUAUUACAAAAAAACAAUAAAUGCACAUGAAUAAUUUUGAUAUUGCAAGAAUAAUUCGGCAAUACUAUUCGGAACAUGCAAUGAGUGAAGGACAUUGAGAGCACAGUAUCUCCACAGUGGCAUUUAACAUUUGAUAAGGCUCAGAGACUCUUACCUUUGUGUUUAAUUGUUUAUUAUGUGAUAUUCAUUGACUUUUUCAUUGCACUAAAGUCUGGCUUGAUGACUUCUUGACAGGAGUAAUGGAAGGCACUAUAUCAGAGUGUUAGGGCUUGUCCACACUACAGACAUUCUGCUUAGAAUUGCAAAGAGGAAAUUCCGAGUGGAUUCCACUUGCAGCAGCCACCUGCUCAUUUCAGCUGCUGCUUAGUUCACACAUAGCAGAAUUUCCAAUGAGAAAUUUGAUUCAGCCAAAAGAGUAAUCAUGUUCAUUCUAUAGGUAGAAUCUGCCCACAAAAGCCCAUCAGUCAAUGGGAAUUUUAAUUUCAGGGGUUAAUUUUGGCAGCAAAUUCUGCACAAAAUUAGCAACAAUUUUUGGUGGCUUGGAUCCACUUGGGAAAUUCAGCGUGAAAUUUCCUCAGUGGGAACAUACACUUAUGGACACACUUAAAAUAUGUUGCUGUUGCCUAUAAAAAAAAAAUCCUUAAAUAUUCAAUGUCUGAACUGUCCAAUUCUUCUUUGUAUGUAAAGCUUUGUUUACAAUGGUAUUGUAGUUCUGUCAUGUUCAACUGACUCUAGUCUGCUGCUGUGCUAACUGAUAAAAAAAUGGAAACCAUAACCCAGUGUGAGAGCCUAGAGAAAGUGCUUUAUUUUUUUUGUUCAAAUUUAUAUUUGUAUCUAUUUUAUAUGAAAAAAAUAAAUAACCUAACCAAAAUAUUACUAUA